AAUUCAGCUCGUCCAGGAAGAUGCCCCCCUGCGUCCUGCUCCAUAUCCUCACUUUGCUCUCCACAAGAAUACAAUCCCGUUUGUGGCCAUGAGUGGAGACAUGAAGGCUGUUUACUACCAUGCGCCAAAGAACUUUGAGGUACGGGAUGUUCCUAUUCCUCAGGUUGGCGACGGGGAGGUAUUGUUCAAAGUGACGUGUUGUGGUAUGUUGAGAUACAUGAUCUUCAUGUCCCACAGUUGUUGAUUCCAGUCGAUCGUGACACCAGGGGUUUGUGGAACUGAUGGACAUGUGCAUGACGGAGAGUUCAUCGCGAAAUUCCCGCUUGGCCAGUGUAAUCGCCGAUAUCGGAAAGGACGUCGAGGGCUUCGCCAAAGGAGACCGAGUCGUUGCCGACCCAGGCAUUACGUGUGGAAGAUGUUUCUACUGUCGGAGAGGCAGGUCAUUGCUUUGCGAAAACUUCGACGGCCGAGGUGUAACGCUUGCAGGCGGUUUCGCUGAAUACGUUGCAUUUGAGGCGAAGCAAGUGUACAAGAUCCACAACCUCUCGGAUGACGAAGCCACACUGAUCGAACCUGCUGCAUGCGCAGUUCAUGGCAUGGAUCAACUGAACGCUCCUGUUGGCGUCGAAGCACUCAUUAUUGGAGCUGGUCCUACGGGUCUCAUCCUGGCGCAACUUUUGAAAUUGAAUGGCGCCGCUAAAGUUACAAUUGCCGCAAACAAGGGUAUCAAGACCGAAGUAGCGAAGCAACUAGAAGCCGGCGACCAUUUCAUUGAACUUGAUCGAGUGAAUCCUGAAGCCCAAUGGCAACAACUCAAAAAGGACAACCCAUAUGGAUUCGAUGUCGUUGUCGAAGCUACCGGCUCUGAGAAGAUCGCUUCGGACGCUAUCAAUUAUGUUCGCCGCGGUGGUACACUCAUGAUCUAUGGCGUAUACGACAGUACAGCUCGUGUGCAUUGGUCUCCUUCCAAAAUAUUCCUCGAUGAGAUCCGGAUCAUUGGUUCAUUCGCUCAGACCCACUGUUUCCCUCGAGCAGUGGCGUACCUGGAUAGCGGCAAAAUCAAAGUGAAAGGUUUGGUCACCGAUGUUUUCAAGAUCGACGAGUACCAACAAGCACUUGACAAGAUGAAUAGCCGUAGUGCAGUAAAGAUUGCUGUGAAGCCGUAACAGCUACGGGGAACAUGCUUAUGUACCUGUCCGAACGAUGAUUCUUAAAGGCAAAUACGAUGACAUGACCUUUCAUGAAUACAUAAUUUAUCCUGACACCCGUCAGCAUCUGAAUGUUUGUACCCAUCUUUAACCUUUGAAUUAACUGUAUCUCCCAGCU
Molecule: messenger RNA, 1326 nt
Organism: Somion occarium
Lineage: Eukaryota; Fungi; Basidiomycota; Agaricomycetes; Polyporales; Cerrenaceae
Source: the annotation of a GenBank genome assembly